Messenger RNA from Solea solea (common sole), 2085 nucleotides. RefSeq names its product checkpoint kinase 1 (gene chek1). Gene Ontology annotation, molecular function: protein serine/threonine kinase activity; ATP binding; tau-protein kinase activity. The transcript has 14 exons. The coding region runs from base 163 to 1539 and encodes 458 amino acids. Lineage: Eukaryota; Metazoa; Chordata; Actinopteri; Pleuronectiformes; Soleidae. Gene Ontology annotation, biological process: DNA damage checkpoint signaling; microtubule cytoskeleton organization; protein phosphorylation. Gene Ontology annotation, cellular component: cytoplasm. The record is from RefSeq and is a predicted model, not a curated record.
CUGUCGGGAAGUUGUCAACAGUCAAACAAAACGACGCGCCAAAUUUGUGGCGGAGUAAAAAUGCGAGUCACAGUGAGAGUAAAAUCUAAAGAAGAAUAAGAGUAAAGUUUAGUUUUAUCAUCAAGUUUAAACGAGCUUCGACACAAACGCCUCCGCUGCAGCAUGGCGGUGCCGUUCGUGCAGGACUGGGACCUGGUUCAGACUCUGGGAGAAGGAGCCUACGGAGAAGUGCGGCUGCUGGUGAACAGGCAGACGGAGGAGGCCGUUGCAGUGAAGGUGAUCGACACGUCUCAGUCCAAAGAGUGUGCUGAGAAUGUCAAAAAGGAAGUGUGCGUCCAUAAGGUGCUCAACCACUCCAACAUUGUACGAUUCUUUGGCCAUCGGAAGGAAGGGCCCACAGUGUACCUGUUCCUGGAGUACUGCACUGGAGGAGAGCUGUUUGACAGAAUUGAACCUGACGUGGGGAUGGCAGAGAAAGAUGCUCAUAGAUUUUUCCAGCAGCUUAUAGCAGCAGUGGAGUACCUUCACAGUGUUGGUAUCACCCACAGAGACAUUAAACCGGAGAACAUCCUGCUGGACGACAAAGAUAACCUGAAGCUGUCAGAUUUUGGCCUGGCCACCAUGUUUCGUUUUAAAGGAAGAGAGCGUCUUUUGAAUCGACUCUGUGGAACGCUGCCUUACGUCGCUCCGGAGCUUCUCGGCCAACUGGAGUACAACGCUCAGCCUGCAGAUAUUUGGGCUUGCGGGAUCGUCCUCGCUGCCAUGCUGGCUGGAGAGUUACCGUGGGAUCAGCCCACCGAGAGCUGUCAGGAAUAUUCAGACUGGGUCCAAAAGAAAACUUAUCUACCUCCAUGGAAGAAAAUACAACCACUGCCUCUAAGUUUGUUGUCAAAGUUACUGCUGUCCAGUCCAGACACGCGCGCCUCCAUCUCAGACGUACAGAAAGACCGCUGGUUUACUCAAGGUGCAAAACAACCAUCGUCAUCGGGAGGAAACAAACUUCUGCGAGCAGAUGUGGGACUGAAGUCCAGAGCCAACAGUGAUGAUAAGAUGCAGUUUUCCAGUUCUCAGCCUGACCUUGCAGCCGGAGCCUGGGAAGCCAUGCUGUUAAUCAGUCAGACCGACGGUCAGGUCAGCUUCUCCCAGCCGACCAAGCCCGAGCACAUGCUGCUGGGCAGUCAGCUGCUCGGCACGCCAGGAGCCAGUCAGUCACCGUGGCAGAGAUUAGUGCGGAGAAUGACGCGUUUCUUCACUGCUGUGAGCGCUGACGCAUCGUUAUCCGCUCUGAAAGACGUCUGCGACGGCCUCGCACUCGGCUUCAAACUCAACUGCACCAAACAGGUGACGCUGAGCACGCUCGACAAGCGCAACAACAAACUCAUCUUUAAAGUCCAUCUGCUGGAGAUGAAUCACAGAGUGCUGCUGGACUUCAGGCUGUCAAAGGGCGACGGUCUGGAGUUCAAACGUCUCUUUGUGAAGAUCAAACAGAAGCUCGGUGACAUCAUCAGCACUCAGAAGAUUCUACAUCCCAUCGUAUGAGCAGCCGUGGAGAGAGAAACUGUAAAUAUUUAGCUGUUAUAUUUGUGUGCGCGUGUCAUGUGACCAUGACUUUUCUCCGUGAACACUUUUUUUAUGUUAUUUGUUGAAAUCCUCGUGUGUGUGUGUGUGUGUGUGGAUAAUUCUGACCUGCUGGACAUUAACACACAGAACCAUUAGAUAAAACUGAACAUGAAGUGACGACAGCUCAGACAACAUGUCCAAAUAUCUUAAUACAUUAUAACAGAGGCUUUAUGAAUGAAUGAAUGAACUUUAUUCAUACAUAAAAAAACACAUUUGAAAACAAUUAUAGUUUGUUAAAGGACGUGUGAAGUCGGGGGCUCUGGGUCCAUGUGUUCGUGCUCACGCCCGUGUCCACGCUCGUGCUCACGCCCGUGUCCACGCUCGUGCUCACGCCCGUGUCCACGCUCGUGCUCACACCCGUGUCCACGCUCGUGCUCACGCCCAUGCUCACGCUUUGUGAAAAGACGUUUGUGUUGUGAUUAUGUUUUAUUACAUGAGACCGUGGUGAAUAAAUGAUUAAAAGAC